Schizophyllum commune H4-8 is the source of this 723-nucleotide messenger RNA. RefSeq lists its product as uncharacterized. The record is from RefSeq and is a predicted model, not a curated record. Bases 1 to 723 code for a protein of 240 amino acids. The transcript is spliced from 3 exons. Lineage: Eukaryota; Fungi; Basidiomycota; Agaricomycetes; Agaricales; Schizophyllaceae.
AUGAACUCUCGCACCUUCGCUCUCGUCUUUGUCGCCGUCGCCGCCGCCGUUCACGGUGCCCCCGUCUCUGACGCUUCGGGCCCCCAGCCAUCUGGCGGCUUCCCAGCUAUGCCUAGCGUCCUUCCGCCCUGCGCUGUACCCUCUGGCAGCGGCGUUCCUCCGUUCGCAAUGCCCUCCGCCGGUGUUGCCCGCCGCCAGGAGGACGGCUCGUUCGCGCCCAGUGGCUCCUUCCCUGCCGCUUUCCCGGAUGCCAGCGGUUUCCCUGGUGCCGCCCCUUGCGACCCGUCUGCCCUCAUGGAUCAGCUCCCUAGCGACGCUGUUUCCUUCGACGGUGCCUUCCCGAGCGCCUUCCCGAGCGACAUCCCGUUCUCGGUGGCCUUCGCGGAGCCGUCCGCAUCUGGCUUCGUCCGUCGCCAGGCGUCUGCCCCUGCCAACUCCGCUGCCCCUACCGGCUCCAGCGCUCCGUCCUUGAGCGUCAGCUUCGAGGGCGCCGCGCCCUCUGCCUCUGCCUCUGCUGGUGGCUUCGGCGGCUUCGCAUCCCCGGGCUCUGGCGGGUUCAGCGGCAGCUACGGCUCCGUGUCCUUCUCGGGCUCGUUCCCUGCCCCGUCCGGUGGCGCUGGCUUUGCCGGCGCGCCGGGCUCUGGCCCGAAGACGUCUGGUGUCCCGUCCGCACCAGUGGCGGCCCCCUCUGCCAGCGCGAGUGCUGAUGCCGGCUCCAACUAA